CGUGGCGCCAAACACUCCCUAGUGAAAAACAUAUGAACGCCCUUUACUAAUUCUUUCUCUGAGACGUGAACGUACGGACUCCGAUUCGAGAUGACCGACGGUUGUGCGCCGGUUCACAGAAGCAAUGAAGACGCGCACGUUAGCUCCGCCACCGAAACCAACAAAGAUGACCUAGAAUUUCUCAGAGACGCCGUCCGCUCGCUGCCACCACAGCCCGUGAAAGACUUGCUGUUGAACGGAGUUUGUACACGAUGUAUUUUCAGGCUAUUUUGCCUCCACAAACAAAUAUGUUCUCCUUCGUCCAUGGCAACGCGGAAUCUGAGUUCAGUUCUUCACGAAUUACGAGAACAUGGAAAUGGAGCUAAUAAUGGUGUUAGAGAAACUAACGAUUUGACUGACACGGGUUAUGUUCAGGAAUUUGAGGAGGAGUUUGUUUGCAGGGUCUGUUUAGGAAUUUUGCAGUUCGUAUAUAGUGAUGGAAAGGGAGUGUUGGUAGAAAAAAAUAAUGCUGGCGAUUUUGCUGCUACUAUUGAAGAUGCUGUAAAGAAAGAGGGCCAUGAAAUUGACAACUUCUGUCUCGAAGUUUCACUGCCCCCAAUUGUAGUCGAAAAGGAACAAGCAGUUUGGUCAUAUAUAGAAAAGAAGUAUAGUUCUGAAUCGUGGUUCUCCGAAAAGUUUCCCUCUGAAAGAAUUGGCGUGAAAGAUUUUCUGAAAUUGUCUGUGGCAAAUCCUUUAGAAAAAUUGUUGGAUGUAAAAUCUAAUGGAAGUUCGUUCAGAAUUUGUUUGACAUAUACACUUUCUGAUGCAUCAUCAAAGAUCGAGCCCCUUCCUGAGAGCAAUGGGUGCUCUAAGAGGAGGAAAAUAGAUGAUAGUGAUGUCUUGAAGAACUGUACUGGCUUGCAUGAAGUUGAAAAACAUAACACUGUUACAAAUUCUUCGAUUGAGUCGGUAGAUGAAGGGAAUGGUUUCUUACCGUUCCCACUAGAGAAGGUCAAUAACUGCUGCUCCUUGAUCAGCCAAUGCUACAAGACUUCUAUCUACGUGGGCGGGAGAUAUCUUAAGUACUCUAGAAAUGUCAGCCAGUCACGUUGGAUUAUUGAUGAUGAGCGAAUGGGUGAAGCAUCUGUUGAGGAAAUAAUUGGUGGCAGCAUCCUUCCAAUCUGUCAGGGUGACAGUUAUAAAUUCCAUGCUGCCGGCAGAGAAGAUAUCGAUGUCCGUAUGCUAGGUACUGGGCGGCCCUUUUUGGUUGAGAUCCAAAAUGCACGUCAAUUCCCUUCUGAUGUGUUAAUAAAAGAUAUGGAAAUGAAAAUAAAUAGCCUGGAAAGAAACCUUGUAAAGGUAAAGAAUCUCAAAUUCUUAGGUAGUCAGGGUUGGGUGAUGAUGCGUGAAGGAGAAGCAGAGAAGCAGAAACAAUAUGCUGCACUUGUGUGGAUUUCUCGCCCCCUUAACGAUGAUGAUGUACUGUCAUUAUCAUCCUUCAAGGACAUGCAAAUUUUGCAGAAAACGCCAGUAAGGGUUCUCCAUCGUAGAAGUCCGUUGGGGCGUGAAAAAACCAUACACUGGAUGAAAGUAGAGAGAGUAGCUGGAAGUUCUCAAUAUUUCAUGUUGCAUUUAUGCACACAGGCUGGAACAUACAUCAAGGAAUUUGUUCAUGGUGAUCUUGGACGCACACAACCUAGUGUUGGGUCAAUUCUGGGAUGCAGAGCAGAAAUACUGCAACUCGAUGUCACAGAUGUGAAGAUGGAUUGCUUCCAGACGUAAGUGUGCUUACUCUAUGUAAACCUCAAAUUUCUUUUUUUUCACUUUUCUUGGAAUUUUUACUAGGUCCUUGUACUUUGAAUUUAUUUUUUAUUUAUAAGUUAUAUACACGAGAUUCAGAAAGAUCGUAAGAUAGACCGUGAUUGUUUAGAGAAAAACACACCGAGUUUCCCCUAAUAAGCACUGUUUAUUUUGUAAAUACUUUCCAAAA
Molecule: messenger RNA, 1969 nt
Organism: Erythranthe guttata (spotted monkey flower)
Lineage: Eukaryota; Viridiplantae; Streptophyta; Magnoliopsida; Lamiales; Phrymaceae
Product: Pseudouridine synthase family protein
Biological process (GO): tRNA pseudouridine synthesis
Molecular function (GO): pseudouridine synthase activity; RNA binding
Source: RefSeq, a predicted model, not a curated record